This is a messenger RNA of Colletotrichum truncatum, 756 nucleotides long. Its product is annotated as Ubiquitin carboxyl-terminal hydrolase isozyme L3-like protein 2. Gene Ontology annotation, biological process: protein deubiquitination; ubiquitin-dependent protein catabolic process. Gene Ontology annotation, cellular component: cytoplasm. NCBI's taxonomy places the organism in Eukaryota, Fungi, Ascomycota, Sordariomycetes, Glomerellales, Glomerellaceae. The record is from RefSeq and is a predicted model, not a curated record. Gene Ontology annotation, molecular function: cysteine-type deubiquitinase activity.
AUGCCUGUCGAAGGAGUCUACUUUACGCCCGAUGGCAAAAAGACAUUCAUCCCUCUCGAAAACAACCCGGAAGUAUUCACCACGCUAAUCCACGACCUGGGCAUCUCCCCAAAGGUGGGUUUCUACGAUGUCUACAGUCUUGACGAACCUGCCCUUUUAGACCUCGUGCCCCGCCCGGCCCUCGCACUCAUUUUCAUCACCCCGUCGCCAAUGUACUACCAAGUCCGCGCCGAAGAGGGGACCCGCACGGCCAAGGAGCACGGCAUCACAUACAGCGGCUCCGGCGCCGACGAACCCGUCUUGUGGUUCCGCCAGACACUCGGGAACGCGUGUGGGCUGUAUGCUCUAAUUCAUGCCGUGGCCAAUGGCGGAAAUCGCAGAUUUAUUGAGGAGGGUUCGCUGAUGGAUCGUCUCAUUAAAGAAGCGGAGCCGCUGGCCUGGGAGCCUAGGGCGGAUGUGCUGUACAAGAGCGACGAGCUGGAGGAGGCGCAUAUGAAGGCUGCCAGACGGGGAGACACGGCGCCGCCUCUCGAUGAACACCCCGGUUAUCAUUUCAUUGCGUAUGUCAAGGGCAAGGAUGGGCAUUUGUGGGAGUUGGAGGGUGAUUCGGAUGGUCCCGUCGAUCGGGGAUUGUUGGAUGACGGGGAUGAUAUGCUUAGUGAGAAGGCACUUGACAGUGGCAUAAAGAGGUUCUUAAAGUUUGCGGAUGGGAAUUUGGAGUUUAGCAUUGUUGCUAUGGCUGAGAAUGCGGAUUAA